AAAAGUUCAGUUAGAUCCCAUUUCAGUUGUUGGAAGGCAAAUUUCUUUUAUAAACUUAUUAAAAGCCAUAUUAAGAUAGCUUAUGUGUGCUCGUAGGAUUUUAUUACUCUUAAAUUAUUUGUGUUUAAAUAUCUUGUUUUGCAGCUGGUUCUUAGGAAAUUAGAAUAGGUACGAAGCAUUAAUGUGGAUUCUGUUGUAGGUUUACAUAAGUGGAAACAACAUAACAGGAAACCACAAAUAGUGAGUUAAAAUGUUGUAAACUUCACCUCUUACAUGGGUGGCAAGAAUAGACAGCCAGGGAAGGCCAGAAGAGUUGAUAACAGAACUUGAAUUGGCAACCAUUCACCAGCAAUUUUGAUAGUCAGUCAUUUUUGUUUUGGAAGGAGUCCCUGAAAUCUUAGAAUCUUGACCAACCAUCCCCAAAGCCUGCUGAGCUCCUCCUUCAGAUGAAAAUUAUUGGAGGAUGUUUGAUCAUUGCCUUUUCUACCCUUCUUUCAAUAGGAUUCAGCAAAAUACCAAGUUCUACAGAUACUUGCCCCGAGGUUGGUUCUCGGGGUAGACACUCUGAUGCUUAAGUCAGCAAUAAUCAGAGCUACUAGUUAUGGAGUGAGAGUAAAACCUGAGUUUGAGGUCGAUUUCCCAUACCUUUCAGAGGUGGACCCUGAGGGAGCAAGAACAGAGGGGACGAGCUUGAAUCCGACUGAGCUCAUCGUCCUUCAAUCGAAUCGAGGUAGCUGGAUGUCGGGGGCUGCUUCGGAUGUCAGAGGUUGCGCAUCUCAGGCAGCUUCGGAGUACACGACUUCGGACUGACAGCAUGCUUCAUCUCGUGACCUCUGACAUCCUACGUCUCAUGAGCUCAGUCUACCUACAUACCUCUGAUCUCAUGACCUUUGUCUAUCCACAUGCCUCUGAUAUCUCAUGACCUUUGUCUAUUCACGUACCUCUGUCUACACCCACUACAAUACCACUUGUACAUCAACAAGUUAAAUAAUAGGAAUAGAUUUUU
This is a messenger RNA of Rubroshorea leprosula, 1006 nucleotides long. The record is from the annotation of a GenBank genome assembly. NCBI's taxonomy places the organism in Eukaryota, Viridiplantae, Streptophyta, Magnoliopsida, Malvales, Dipterocarpaceae.